AAGUGGGACUCAAGAUUCAUGCUCUCUGAAGAUUAUGAAGAUAGCCUAGAACAAAUAGAUGAGGGUUUCAAAUUUGAUUGGAGAGUGACAAUCAAAGGCUCAAUUAUGAAUAUCUUCUGCAUUUUCACAGAAGUAAGGUGUGCAAUAAAUUGCCAGACCUAUGGUGAAGAGGUGGUUAUAUGCACAAGCUAG
Molecule: messenger RNA, 192 nt
Organism: Guyanagaster necrorhizus
Lineage: Eukaryota; Fungi; Basidiomycota; Agaricomycetes; Agaricales; Physalacriaceae
Exons: 1
Source: RefSeq, a predicted model, not a curated record